AUGCGGCUGAAUAAUAAUGUGACAGAGUUCAUUCUCCUUGGGUUGACCCAGGAUCCUGUUAGGAAGAAAAUAGUGUUUGUCACUUUCUUGCUUUUCUAUUUGGGGACAUUGCUGGGUAACUUUCUGAUCAUUACUACUAUCAAGACCAGCCGGGCCCUUGGGAGUCCAAUGUACUUUUUCCUUUUCCACUUGUCCUUAUCUGACACCUGUUUCUGUAGUUCUGUAGCCCCUAGAAUGAUUGUGGAUGCCUUUUUGAAGAAGAGCACUAUCUCUUUCAGUGAGUGCAUGAUACAGGUCUUCUCGUUCCAUUUCUUUGGCUGCCUGGAGAUCUUCAUUCUUAUCCUCAUGGCCGCUGACCGCUAUGUGGCCAUCUGUAAGCCCCUGCACUACACAACCAUCAUGAGUCCACGGGUCUGUGCUGUGCUGGUGGCUAUGGCCUGGGUGGGGUCCUGUGUACAUUCUUUAGCUCAGAUUUUUCUGGCCUUGAGUUUACCCUUCUGUGGUCCCAAUGUGAUCGAUCACUAUUUUUGUGACUUGCAGCCAUUGUUGAGACUUGCCUGUACAGACACUUACGUAAUCAACCUACUCUUGGUGUCCAAUAGCGGGGCCAUUUGUACCCUGAGUUUUGUCAUGCUGAUGUGCUCCUAUGUUAACAUCUUGUAUUCUCUGAGAAACCACAGUGCUGAAGGGAGGAGAAAAGCCCUCUCCACCUGUGUCUCCCACAUCAUUGUGGUCAUCUUGUUCUUCGGUCCUUGCAUAUUUAUAUACACACGCCCUGCAACCACCUUCCCCAUGGAUAAGAUGAUAGCUGUGUUUUAUACACUUGGAACACCUUUGAUCAAUCCUCUGAUUUACACGCUGAGGAAUGCAGAAGUGAAAAACGCCAUGAGGAAGUUAUGGAAGAAGAAGUUAAUCUUAGAUGACAAAAGAUGA
Molecule: messenger RNA, 933 nt
Organism: Panthera uncia (snow leopard)
Lineage: Eukaryota; Metazoa; Chordata; Mammalia; Carnivora; Felidae
Product: olfactory receptor 4C16-like
Exons: 1
Coding region: 1-933 (310 amino acids)
Biological process (GO): G protein-coupled receptor signaling pathway
Cellular component (GO): membrane
Molecular function (GO): G protein-coupled receptor activity; olfactory receptor activity
Source: RefSeq, a predicted model, not a curated record